Molecule: messenger RNA, 1203 nt
Organism: Acanthosepion pharaonis
Lineage: Eukaryota; Metazoa; Mollusca; Cephalopoda; Sepiida; Sepiidae
Source: the annotation of a GenBank genome assembly
AUGGAGGAGAUACAGAAACGAGCCAAGAUGGAAAGUGUGUCGGAAGAUCAACCCCCGCCCACGAAUGCGAUCAAAGAAUUUUCUUUAUUUUUUUCUUUCUUUCUUUCUUUCUUUCUUUCUUUCUUAAGUCCCGAAUUUUGUCUAUUCUUAGACUUUCUUUUAAUUUCUUUUCUCCAUAAUACCAAAAUGUUAUCUAUUUUCAGACUCCUUCGUUCUUUUCUUUUUUCUUUCUUUCUUUCUUUCUUUCUUUCUUUCUUAAGUCCCGAAUUUUGUCUAUUCUUAGACUUUCUUUUAAUUUCUUUCUCCAUAAUACCAAAAUGUUAUCUAUUUUCAGACUCCUUCGUUCUUUCUUUCUUUCUUUCAUUCAUUCUUUCUUUCUUUCUUUCUUUCUUUCUUCCUCCCUUUCUUUCUUUCUUUCUUUCUUUUCUUUCUUUCUUUCUUUCAUUCAUUCUUUCUUUCUUUCUUUCUUUCUUUCUUCCUCCCUUUCUUUCUUUCUUUCUUUCUUUCUUUCUUUCUUUCUUUCUUAAGUUUUUCUUUCUUUCUUUCUUUCUUUCUUUCUUUCUUUCUUUUUUCACCAUUCCAAAAUAUCUACUUUUAGGCUCUUUCUUUCUUUCUUUAGCUCCAAAUUUCUUCCAAAUUUUGUCUUUUUUUUCUUUCUUUCUUUCUUUCUUUCUUUCUUUCUUUCUUUCUUUCUUUCUUCACAAUUCGAAAAUGUUGUCAAUAUUUAGGCUCUUUCUUUCUUUUUUCUUUCUUUCUUUCUUCAAAAUCCCAAAAUGUCUACUUUUAGGCUCUUUCUUUAUUUCUUUCUUAAGCUUUCUUUUUGCUUUCUUUUCUUUUUUCUUUCUAUAUUUCUUUUUUCCACUAGAAAAUUUUAUUUCUCCCCUCUCUUCGCACUUAUUUUCAGAUAUUUUUCUUAUUUCCGUUGACUUUUUCUUCCCGUUUUUGGCUUCGAUUUGUUUCCUUCCUUCCUUCCUUCUUUCCUUCCUUCCUUCCUUCCUUCCUUCCUUCCUUAUACUGGAGUUUUCGAUUAUGGAACAAAAAGCGAAGAUACUAUUCGUAUCUUUCUUUCUUUCUAUAUAUCUAUCUAUCUAUCUUAGCCUCUUCAUUAUUUAUCUAUCUAUCUCAGCCUCUUCAUUAUCUAUCUAUCUAUCUAUCUAUCUAUCUCAAAUGAGUGUCGCCCACGUAUCAACUUCGAGCAUUUAG